Mesorhabditis spiculigera is the source of this 1281-nucleotide messenger RNA. The record is from the annotation of a GenBank genome assembly. Lineage: Eukaryota; Metazoa; Nematoda; Chromadorea; Rhabditida; Rhabditidae.
AUGGUCCUACAGAGAUACGUCAACACGAUGCGCGGUUACCGUAGUCUGGGACGGCCGGAGCGUCGGAAUAUGGACGGGGAUCCGAUGAGGAGUGCCCGACACAUCACUCCUCCAAGAGAUAUACACUACAAGAGGAUACUGUUGACGCGACGGUUCAAGGAUCAUAACAUCUACAAUGACCUCGGUCUCCGCAUCGUCGGCGGCAAACGGAUGGACAACAACGAGUUGGGCGCGUUCGUCUCGGCAGUCGACUCUUCCCGUCGAGCCCAGACCCUUGGAGAAGUCAAAGAAGGCGAUCGUGUCAUGGAGUGGAAUGGCGUCCUCCUCACCGGCCGCACCUUCGAGGAGGUCGAGCGCAUCGUGAAUGCCAGUCGCGGGGAGGUCGAGCUCAUCAUUAAGACGCCCUGCACCGUCAACUGCAAUCACGGACAACAGCAACCGUACGAGAAGGAGCGUCUGUAUGAGGCUGUGCCGCAUAGAGACCAUUCCCCCGAAGCCGCACCGCCAGUCCCAACCCACAAGUCGACUAAUGGCCGCGUGAACGGACUGAAUAACAACAAUGUCCAAACGACACCCCAGUUCCCGCUGGAACUCCCUUGGAAUGAGGGGACGGCUGUGCAGAUGCAUCAACAACUACCACAUGCAUUGCCACCGCUGCCAAGCCAGCAGAUGCAGCAGCAACAUCAACAGGUUCACCAUCAGCAGUACAUGCCGUUGAAUCGACAUGGACAAGGUCAACAUGUUCAACAAGGACAACAGAUGAUGGACAACCUCGGCCACCUUGAAGUCGCUCUCGAGUACGAGAGAGCCACCUCUCGCCUGAUCGUCAGAAUCUUGUCCGCGCGCGGACUUCCGAUGCGUGACGGCCAGCGCGCCAAUCCGCUUCCGAAUCCAUUCGUGAAGAUCUACCUUCUGCCUGGCCGAAAAGUAUCCCACAAACGUCGUACCCGUUUCGUGCCCUCCUCCACCGAACCGGAAUGGAACCAAAUCGUGGAGUACGACGUCCCAUCCACCGCCCUCCACGCCCACUACCUCGAGUUUUCGCUGUGGGACUACGAUCGGUUCACCGAGAACAAUACGAUGGGCCAAGUGGUCAUCUCCAUGGCAGAACGUGGAAUCCUGUCCGGUCAGCCGAGAUGGUACCCGUUGCAGCCUUGUGAGCGGACCUCGUUCUCGAGACACCAGAUGAACAUCCCGGUCGACCGUGUCCGGAUGGCGUCCCACCAGCCCAGCUACCAGUACAACCCAACCGUUCUCGACAUCGGCUACCCAGCUAUCAGC